AGGGCCGGCGGGUGAGGGCGGGGCGGAGGGGGCGAAAUGGCGGCGGCCGGGGGUGGUGCCGCUGGUGCUGGGGCGAGCGUGCGGUGAGGCGAGCCGCGGGGCUGCGGAGGGAUGGAGGCGCUGCCCGAGCUCUACGCCAUCUUCCGGGGAGAGGUGGCGUCUGUGACAGAAUAUGGGGCAUUUAUAAAAAUCCCAGGCUGCAGGAAGCAAGGCCUUGUUCAUAAGACUCACAUGUCUUCCUGCCGGGUGGAUAAGCCCUCGGAGAUAGUGGAUGUCGGAGACAAAGUAUGGGUGAAGCUUAUUGGAAAGGAGAUGAAAGAUGACAAACUGAAGCUUUCCCUCUCCAUGAAGGUUGUUAACCAAGGCACAGGAAAAGACCUUGAUCCGAACAAUGUUGCCCUUGAUCAGGAUGAGAGGAAAAAACGCAUGUUCAGGGACUACACUAGUCAGAAGAUCACGCUUGAAGCUGUCUUGAACACUGUGUGCAAGAAAUGUGGCUGCAAAGGUCACUUUGCCAAGGAGUGUUUCAUGCAGCCUGGGGGAACCAAAUAUAGCCUGAUUCCAGAAGAGGAGGAAGAGGAGGUGACAGCAGCAGAAUGUGAAAGGCACAAAAAGAGCAGCUUGACUGAUGAUUCCUCAAAGAAAAGGAAAAAGGUGACCACGUUAGUUCUGGGCACGUGAGAGCGCUGUCCUGCCUCCCGUAGUCGGAGAGAAGGCAGGGGCUGGCAGCAGAGGCCGAGCUGCUGCUGCCACAGCGCUGUGCGGAACUACAGAGAGCAUCCGAGGAGCCUUUGACAGCUGUGCAGGCACGUUGCUGCGUCCCUUUCGCUUUUACUCCGUGGGUCACCGGGUGAAGGAGCUCCUAUGGGAACACGGCAGCGUGCCCGUGCUGAGCCUGCGUAGGAGGGAGGCGUGCUGAGAAAAAACAAAUCCUUCCGAUCCUUCUCUCCUGUCUGCUGAGAAAAGAGCUGCUGCUUCAGCACUAGCAGGAGCGCCUCUUACUCGGCUCUUGCAGAAAACGCCCCGUCUGCUCAGAGGCAUUGAUUAACCUGGCCCCGCUGUAGCUGUGGGAUGGGUGUUGGAGUUGCGUGGUGAACACGACCUGCGACAGCGUGUCGGCAGCCUCUGCUGCUCUUUCUGCCAUGUGAAAGCUUUCCAUGAGAUCUUGCACGUGGUUUUUUUCCCUACUUAAAGCCACACCUCAAGAAGUGUUUGUUCAGUGACCUGCGGCUCACCCAGUCUUAAUCCGUCCUCACCUGUAGCUAGUACUUGUUUCACAGGUUCUUCAGUGGCACUAGUUUAGGGCACGGCAGAGUCGUGCUCACUCUCUUCACACAAUACGCUUUUCUCUUUAACGCCCUUGUCCGUCUCUGACCUUUGCUGUAUUUAUUUAAUGGCCAUAGCCUGGAUUCUUCUCAUCAGAUUAAUUCAAGCUGGAAUGGAAUAAUACAGUUGGGUUUACAUAAUUCAUCUCUCUUCUCAUUAAACUGAGAGGUGGAUUUUUUUGUUGCUGUUUUUGAAUAAACCUAGAAGGAAUACUGGCAUCUCUGUGGAGAUGCAGGUGGACGUAUAUCUGGAAAUUUAUUCUACUUUUUUCACAAGGACAGACGUAAAGUCUCUAAAUAAAGCCAUAACCCUGCAAAGAGCUGGUGAAAAAUACUUCUUGGAGAGUUCUGGGCACUCCCCUCUUAUCUCAAAAUCGAAUACUUCUAGAAGGAAUGAGCUGUUGUAACAUUCCUAGAACGUAGCCCUGAGCACCUUUCCUUGCAAAGGACAGGAAACAGCCCGCUGGGCUGAUGUGGGCCCUCCUGGUAGGGGCUGCUUCAAAACACCUACGGCAAUAGGCCAGCGUUAUCGGGCUGAGGCUCAGCUCUCAGCACAGCUCUUGUAUCUGAGGGAUUUCAAAGCGGAUCAUGCUCUGUUUUGGUAGAACUGUAAUUGCUAACCAAAUUGAGCAGGACCUACAAAGAAGUGUAACGGUCUUCGUGCUCCGCCGUCCCUCUAUGAGCAUCGUGUUUUUUUUUUUUUUAAUUUAUUUUCUUUCCAUUUGGAGUCUGCCUGGGCAGAACUCUCUCAGGAUGUUCGCACACUUGCAGUGUUUGCAGUGCUGGGGGAGUGGCUGGGUGCGCCUGAGAACCGAGCUGAGCCUGGCUUCAUCCAUCAGCAGCAAGCCCUCCUGGAGGCCUGUCCCCAGCUCUGGGCGUGGGGAGGCUUUGCUGGUGCUGAAGGCAGAAUUUGGGCUUGAACCUUGGCACUGAGGUAGAACCCAGGGAACGGCUCCCGCCUCCACGCCGGUGUUUCCUGGUGAGCUGUGUGACCGCCCAGCAGGCGCAGGAAGGCGGCCGAUGCCAGCCCGUCGGUGCUGCGAUGCCAGCACUUAAGAGAAGUCUGUAGCCUAACGUCUUCUCCUGCGUUGGUGUGAGUGUUUUGGCUGAAGAGCGUCCCCAAAACAUCCACGUGUGCGCUGCUCCCUGUAGUCCUGAAGGGACCGAUGCGACAUCCUGUCUUAUCUUCAGCCUUCACGUGCUGAGAAAGUUUCCCAAGCUCUGGAAUGACGCUCCGUUAGCCUGAGGUCCGCUCAGACUUUCUCACCAUGUGCACAGACUGCAGAAGCUUGAGAAAAUUCUCCUUGCUGCCUCCUUUUCCCUGGAAGAUUUAACUCUUCCCAGUCCUUAGAAGAUGAUGGUAGGGCUCUGCUUCUCCCCUGGCUGUGUGGGUAGGGAACUUUGCAGUGAGCUUGCUUUUGCCCCCACAGAAAAGCAGGCUGCCAGACCUCAGUUAUCGUAACGCUGCUGUGGGGCUCCAGAAACUGACACCUGCCCAAAUUCUGCCAGGUGUGUGCUCAGCUCAGCCUCUGCUCUCUUCCCUGGGUCCCAGGGGACUCUGCUCAAUGUCCAGCUCCACGCCAUGCCUUGUCUUUGCUAGUCUGGCUCCCUAAAAGAGUCGUUCUGCUCGAUAUUAAAUAAGCCACCGGCUCUCUUCCUUCUUUGUCCUCGACUGAUAGCGUGCAGGUGGUGCUGUGCCGUGCAGCCUGUGCUAAACUGAUGUCUUCAGCUGGGCUGCUUGUGUGCCACUGUAAUAGGAGAGUGUGUUGGUUUUAGACGGAACACAUACAGACUUCUGCCUUCCUGUAAGCCAGUAAAUCAAUCUUCAUGUGGAAACUGCUCUUGCCUGGAAGUGGCCGAAGCUAAUGGAAGAAAUGUCUCAUGGGGAGGAGGGGGAGAGCCCAGCCUUCUCUGUGCUCUCUGCGUUGAGGCACUUUUUUCCCCAAGCAGCCUUAAGAUGGCUCGUCCUUCGUGGUGUGGCACUGGAGGGCUACCAGCAACCGAGAGAAAUACCCCA
Messenger RNA from Cygnus olor (mute swan), 3342 nucleotides. RefSeq names its product zinc finger CCHC-type containing 17 (gene ZCCHC17). Bases 112 to 681 code for a protein of 189 amino acids. Gene Ontology annotation, biological process: RNA stabilization. The record is from RefSeq and is a predicted model, not a curated record. Lineage: Eukaryota; Metazoa; Chordata; Aves; Anseriformes; Anatidae. The transcript is spliced from 8 exons. Gene Ontology annotation, molecular function: RNA binding; zinc ion binding.